Messenger RNA from Tinamus guttatus (white-throated tinamou), 265 nucleotides. Lineage: Eukaryota; Metazoa; Chordata; Aves; Tinamiformes; Tinamidae. The record is from RefSeq and is a predicted model, not a curated record.
GAUUUUUUUCUUUCUGCCUUUGUCUGCAGCUACGCUAGGAGCAGUGUUUGGUGUCACCACGUGCCUCAGUGCUCAAAUCCGCGAGAAACCAGACGAUCCUUUGAAUUAUUUCAUAGGAGGCUGCGCCACAGGAGCUGUCCUAGGUGCACGAGUCCACAGUUACAUGACCGGAACCACCGCGUGUGUCGGUUUUGGAAUUGCAGCCGCUUUAAUGAAGAUAGGUAAAAACGAGGGCUGGAGGCUGAUGGGACCUCCCAAGCUGUAG